Messenger RNA from Aspergillus pseudonomiae, 954 nucleotides. Its product is annotated as chaperonin 10-like protein. The record is from RefSeq and is a predicted model, not a curated record. The transcript has 3 exons. Gene Ontology annotation, molecular function: zinc ion binding; S-(hydroxymethyl)glutathione dehydrogenase [NAD(P)+] activity. Lineage: Eukaryota; Fungi; Ascomycota; Eurotiomycetes; Eurotiales; Aspergillaceae. Gene Ontology annotation, cellular component: cytosol. Gene Ontology annotation, biological process: formaldehyde catabolic process. The coding region runs from base 1 to 954 and encodes 317 amino acids.
AUGAUUGCUACAACCGCCAUCGUUGCUCGGGAGCCCGAGAAGCCACAGAGCAUAAACUGGGCGAUGGAGGAGGUCGAGGUGUAUACGCCUGGCGAGGGCGAAGUUCUGGUCGAAAUGCAUGCGACAGGCAUCUGUCAUACGGAUAUAGUUCUCUCAUCGGUACCAUCUGGAGGGAUUGGAAUCCAAUAUCCCAAGGUACUAGGACAUGAAGGCGCCGGUAUUGUACGCGCACUGGGCCCGAAUGUCAAGUCCGUCGAGGUCGGGGACCCAGUCCUACUAUCCUACUACUCGUGUUCAUCGUGUGACGCGUGUCAGAGCUCGCAUCCCGCCUAUUGCGACGUAUUCGCCGGGGAGAAUUACGUUGGACGCCAGGGAGCAAUGAAAAUCCGGAAAGCCGGGGAAGAGCCUUGGUCAAGGUUUUUUGGCCAGUCGAGCUUUGCCCGACACAGUGUAGUCAGUGAGGCCAGCGUUCUCAACGUCAAAGAUAUCCUCAGGAGCGAGGACGAGCUCAAACUCUUUGCGCCACUGGGAUGUGGAUUCCAAACUGGAAUGGGCGCCGUUUUGAACACUUCUGAAGCUGGCCCGGAUGAUGUCGUGAUGAUAUUAGGCUUAGGUGCUGUUGGAAUGGGGGCGCUUAUGACCGCCAGAAUCUGCGAAUGUAAGGCGAUAAUUGCUGUGGAUAAGGUUGCGACACGCCUUGAACAGGCCAAGAGACUAGGGGCAUCACAUACCAUUAACACUGGGAGCCUUCAUGGAAAAGCCUUGAAGGAUGCUGUUUCCGACCUAUCCUUCCCCGGGGUCACAGUUGUAAUUGAUACCACAGGUGUUCCAACUGUCAUUGAACAAGGCCUCCAGGCUACACGGAAAAGAAGCAAAUUGGUCCUUGUAGGGGUGCCUCCCUCAGGAUAUACUCUUAACAUUGACGUUGUGCAACAUAUAAAUGUGAGUGAAUAG